AUGUAUGGAAUUUCGCGCGCAAUCGUGAAAGUUGAACCUUGUUCACGGAUUUUGCGUUUCUGAAGCCUUUAUUACAUUGCCUCUGCUGAUCUUAUUCGCGCGAAACGUUUUUGGCGCACGCUCAUGGAAAUUAUGGAACAGUGGAAAUCCACCGUUAGACGUUUCAUCUUCCUAAUCAUGAUUUUUUUUUUGCAUUUUCACAGUCUGCGACUGCCUUUAAGAAUGGAGAUUAAGGUUCAGGCAUUUGAUCCUGUGUUGGGACAGUGGCUGAAUGGGACUGUUCUUGAUGUGGACAAUGGUGGCAGAGUUUUAAUACACUGGGCAGGCUACACAAGGUAUUUUGAUGCGUGGCUGGACGCCUUGGAAGUCCGAAAACCUGAAGGAGAAAGGCCUUUGGAUAGGCAAUGUCCAGUGUUAAAAUCAGAUUUUCCAAAACGACAACACCCAAAGCAUCUGCAGAAGGAUGACCUUACGUCUGUGUGUGUCACAACCACGAUUGGUCUGAGGCAGAAAUGGUGGAAAAAAACGAUUGCUUCAGAUUAGAGGUGAGACAUUAAGUUUUUCAAAAUCCUAUUUUUUGUCGGCAGGGUAAAUACAUUUUAACAUAAGUUUAUCUGAAUAGAUUUUUGGAUGACAGAGAGACCCAACUGUGACCCCAUAUCUCAAAGAUGCUCUUGCGUGACUCGUCAGCUAAUUUUGGUUAUCCUGUAUUUCUUUCCUUGCGCUACUGUGUGGCACGCAAUUGUUGCGUUUUUGCCCGCAUUUUUUCAGCCAUCCGCAAAAAUAAGUUCCCGCGAAUAACUUCAAUUUGCCACACAAAAAUACAGUAAAAGAAACUGUAUCUGUUCAAUUACAACUUGUCUCUUUCAUUCAAAGACAAAGCAGUAUACAAUGAAAUGAAUACUGGUUUUACAUCGCAUACCGCAGUAUUGUUUGAAAANUUAGAGAGAAACUCAUUCUAAAUGACGCUACUAUGAUGCACAAAUGUAUUAACAAGCUUGUUCCAGACUAUCUUGCUGAUAUGUUUAAAUCACGUUCUCAAGUCCAUAAUAGACAAACUCGAUCAUCUGGUGCUUUGGAUAUACCUUUAUGUCGCCUGUCAACAGGGCAGCGCUCCUUUGCUUUCAGAGGAGCCAAACUCUGGAACUCCUUGAAUGAUAACAUUAAGUCCUUAAAAUGCCCCAGGAAUUUUAGACGUCAUCUUGCAAAUGUUUUAUUAAGUUGAUAUAUUAUAUUAUUGAUAUAUAUUUUGUAAUUAUAAUAUUAUUGUAUUUACAUUCUCAAUUAAUUUAUAUAUUUGUAUUUUUUUUAUUUUAUUCUAUUGAGCUGAAAAGCCCACUUAGGGAGCAUCAAUAAAGUGUAUGUAUGUAUGUAUAUAUGUAUGUAUUCAAAGACAAAGCAGUAUACAAUGAAAUGAAUACUGGUUUUACAUUGCAUACCGCAGUAUUGUUUGAAAAUAUGUAUCAAUGCUGAAUACUUUUUCCCAGCAGGAAAAAUCAAUCUGUCCUAAUUGCAAAAAUUAGUUCCCGCAAAACACAAAAAAUCGCCAAUCUGCAAAAAUAUACUCCCGCAAAAAUUUCGUGCCACACGGUAGUCUUCAGGCAAAUUGAAAGUACUGUUGCACAUCACAAAUAUGACUUUUAAUCGGGAGGAGAGGAUGUCCGUAUAUCAAAAUAAAGUAGUGAUCUGUUGGGAAGCUUUUCGUUAACCAGCGUGGGCUUGCCGCAUCUGCGUUUUAAGUUGUAAAAAUGACAGCAUGACAGUUUCAUUUGUUGCAACGGAAUGCUCGUAUCUCUUACAUGUAUGUAAAAUUACUUGCCUUAUACUACUACAUGAAAAAUUACUGCAAUUUGAUUGGCUUAGAGCAGUGGUAUUUCAGCUUAAUUUGAAAUGCCUACGUGUGAAAAUUACAAGCCUUUUGCAGGUAGUAGUAUAAACAAAUAAUAGCAUGAUUUGUACGUGAUACUUGGCAUAAAUACCACUCGUGAUAUUUCAAAAUUGUCUCAAAUUUCACUCGCCUAACAGCUCGUGAAAUUAUGUAAAGGGCAAUUCCACAUGAGACAAUGAAAUUUUGAAUUUUUUAAAAUAAAAUUUUGCACAAUUAUAAUGAAACUUAACCAACAGAAAGCUGAAACAAUGGGCUGUUUGAAAUUACUGAGAUCUUGUGCGUCUUGUCCAUGCACUUAAUGUGAGAAGGCAUGAAAUCCAGAGAAUUUGAAUCUCAUUAUAUUUGGAAUUUUUGAACGAAAUUUUUAACAUCUAAGAAAACAUACAGUCAACAUAAAAGUAUUUGGAUAUUAUAACCUUUGCCUUACACUAUCAUUAGGCUAUAAAUUAUUAUCCAGCAACCGGCAGUUUCCUAAGAAAAUUGACAUUGAAUUUUUGUUGCAGACAUUACGUAAUGCCGCAACGUUAAGGUACCUUUUUUCAGUUCUUGUACACAGUGUGCUGUAUUUUCAUGUGCUAUUGAUGCUGCUCAGUUAGUCUGAUGUAUAUUCUUUUAAUUUUUAAUCUCAAAACAUUUCCUGGGUGGGUUUUCUAUGCUCAGAAAUUAUAAGUUGAAAAGUGUUGUGGACAUUACGUUGCGGACAUUACAUAAUAGCCUGAAUAAAUGAAAAAUCUAACAUAUUAUGUUAGAUUUUUCAUUUAUUCAGGCUGUUGCGGAUAUUUAGUUCUUACUAACUCUGAAUUAGAUUCAGACAACAGCCCACUUAACACUAAAUUGCUUUUUAUUGAUGUACAAAAUAAUGUAAAUGGCAAAUUAAAAAGAGCUGGUAGCUUUUCCGUAAUGUCCAAUGAAUUCAAUUUAGAAACGAUUAAAAACAUUCUAAAUAAUUUACGAUUUCUGUGAUAUUCUUGAAAAUGGGCAAACAUAGUGAUUUUCGAAUUAGUCCCUUCCAUAAAGUAGUAUAGAUACAUGACGAAUUUUGCAGUACUUUAACAGGAAAAUGGAAAAAUAUUUUAAAGAGUUUAUAUGGCUUUGGGGGACACUGUCACAAAAUUACAGAGUGACAUUUGUAUGGAUCUUUAACUGUGUUUCAAGAGUCAUAACGUGAUCCCUGUUCAACUUUAGAGCAUCAAACCUGCUCAACCAACCAGUCUCAACAUGACCUUUUAUAUGGUGGUGUCAGUUUAUCGAUUAGUUUAAAUUUGAAACUUGCCCCAGCUCCCUAUGCAACUCCAAAAUGGCCAAUGAGUAGCUGGUCAGGGGUUUUGUACUGCUGAGCAUGCUCAGAACAGUUUGUAAGCAUGCUUUUCGAGGAAAAGCACUGACCAUCAUUGUUUCUUCCGCAAACUUGAAUGGGUAUUAUUUUUUUAACUAGAAUUUGUAAUAUAAUGUGUAGUGAACAAUGUGCAAUUUUAGUGCAAAUUUACAUUUCUAUCUGUCUUUAAGUCAGACUGAAUGACAAAAUAUGAUAAUUUCAGUAGCUAAAUCAGUUUUGUAAAAAACAAAAUAAUAUCCUCACUACUAAGAACGUUUUUUUUUUUUCUCACAACAUUUACUUGAGAUGUAAUAAAAUCAAUUUGGAAAUUACUUUAGGGAGUCAGUAUAGCAGAAAAAAAUCUGACUGGUAUUGCAUGAUACUAGGUCUCAGCAGGAGAUUAUAUAAUAUUAUAAAAGAACAUAAGUAAAGUAAAUGAUAGUUUCACAGCUUCAUUUUUAGACAAGUAACUGCAGAACAAAUGGACAUAGCCACAGUCAGCAACACUGACUAGGAAGGGAAUGAUAAAAAAUGUGUUCCCAAAAAAUAAUGUAAUGUCCGCAACAAUUUUGUGUAAUGUCCGCAACACAAACUUUUGUUCGUAGAAUCACUGGAACAAGGUUGCAUGGAAUUUUUCUUUGACUGUUGAAAAAUCUUGUUAUUGUUAUGUUUUGAAGGCACAAUUAUUUUCUGCUCAUGGUUAAAAAUUCACAGGAAAAUCUCUUUAAAGAAAGUUACUUUAAAAAGUGGUUGUUUAAACUGUAAUGUCCGCAACACACUUUCUUCAGCUCAUACCUUCAAGGUCUUAAGAGCUAACCAAAGCAUCUUUUUAUUAGGUACAAAGGGAGCACUAAAAAGACUUUCUAGAUAUGUUUGAACACCCUUAAUGAACAUUUUGACAUCUAAAUUGGGGUUUAAAAUAUUAAUUUUAGUAUCUGAACGUAAUGUCCAUAACAUGGAAUCACCCUAUAACAAUUUUGAAAUAUCACUCGUGGUAUUUAUGCCAAAUAUCACUACAAAUCAUGCUAUUACCUAUACUAAUGUGAACAGCAGCGGUUAAUACAGCCAAUGGAUACCUUUCAUUUUCUUUCCUUCUGUUUUUGUAUAUUGUUAAUAAUUAAUUAAUAGGUUUUAUUACUAAAUGACACUAGCAAAAGAACAUGACGACGUUUUGUAGUUUCGGGAUUUUGGUGAGCCCAUCAAUUUUCUGGUGUUAGAGCCACACUGACUGUUGUCGUGUUUAUGAAAGUCGUUAGCCUUCCAUAUCAAAAGUUACACUUCCUUAUAUUUUUGCUUUCAGUCAUUUUUUGGUAUCUUUAUCUGACGAUUGCUUUCUGGGAGCCCCAGGAAAUUAUCAUUUAGAUAAUUUUAUAUAUUUCUAUUGAAAGACUGAUUGACCUUGCGUGGAGUUCCUCGCACAAUUUGAUUUAUCGGUAUAUUUCUAUUAUUAUUUAAGGUGAUGUUACAUGAGACAAUUCGCAAUGACGGUUUUAGCACAACACAGCAAAUUGUUAAAACAUUGCAACGCGGUGUUGCGCUGAAAAUCGUCCUUGUGAAUCGUCCCGUGUCUAUCACCUUUAUGUACAUUUUCUUAACUUUGAUGAGUAAUAAAAGCAAUUGGCCCAAAUUUUUUAAUACAGUAAUCCAAGUUUGACUUUUGUGCAAAACUUGUGAAAGUGUAUUACAUCGAACGAACACCAGUUUUGUCCUCUUGACGAGUCUGUAUAAACCAGGUGCCAAUCUAUACAAAGAAUUUAUUUGCUUUCAUCAGGUAACUCUGAAAAGCAGAAGAGUAGCAAAAUAUGAAUACAUAAAAGAAAACGAGCCUGAAGAAAGUGUUCAUGAAGUGACAAUCAUGCGAGGAAAACUUUAUAGAUGUGAUCGACACAGCUACAUGUACCAACAAAGAAAGUGAAUUACCGGACCAAGAUCAUUUAGUGAGUAUCCAUUUAUUAUUUUCUCCAUCAUCUCAAAUUAAAACUGUGGGAAGAAACUGAAACAAAAGUGGUUGAUUUUUCGUGCAGAAUGUACAUAUUGCAUCAAGACAUUAAAUUGGGACCGAGUAUUUAAAGAUGUCACAUACGAUUUUAAUUUUAAUUUUAUUGUGUUUCUUUAUGAUAGUCUGUAUGGUAUAUCACAACAUAUGAAGUAUAUGAAAAUGGUAAAAUUCCUGGUAAAUAACUAAUCAAUUUACUUUGUGCCUCCGACCCGUUUAUUCAGAAUCCUUCCAAGGGACAAAUAACAUAUGUUUUCUGCCAUGAUGAGCUCAACAAUAUAAUUUUUCUUACACACUAUGUAGGCAGAGAUUACGGGAGUUUUUGUCAAAAUCAUUUAAAGUUGAGAAACUCUGCUUUUAGGGUAGUGGCGAAGAAACAGCCAAUGAAGACGAAGAAAGGGAGUUUUAUGAUCUGCAGGAUUUGGUGAGUGUAUAUACAAUUUAGUCAAUGUCGGAUUACCUUUUUUAUAUACAUAGAAGCGAAACCAACUGAGUUCAUUCAUUGAAUCAAUUUUAAUAAUUCAGUUGUAUAAAGAUAAUUAUGUAUGCAUUCCGGAGCCCCUCUCCCAACCCCCCCAUUUUAUCUUCGGUGAUAUUUAUUUCCUGUAUAUAAUAGGUGGAUUUUUCCGGUGAAUUAAGCCUUAUUUCACAUUCCUUUGAAUUAUGAUUAUUUUAAUACCCGUACAGGUCUGUACAGGAGUUAAAUGAGCUGUGUAACGAAAUUUCUGAUCAAAACCUUGGACAGAAACCUCCACAAAAUUGAGAUGAAACACACAAAUAGCUGCUCAAAACGAUAAAAGAAGUUAUAAGUUCAUGUAACCAAUGUACAGUGUAGUUACAACAAAUACAAACGGAGGCUCAGGAACUUUUUGCCUAGUUUUCUCAAAGGUCAUUUUUGUUCAGUUUUGUAAGGUUUGAAAUGCAUGUGAAACCUUUUUGUUCAGUGCCGACACAAAGCUUGAAUUUUGUCGCUCACGAGUAAUGUUUCAAGUUCCAUCGUGAACAAGGACGAGUAGUUGGCAACAAUAUACAAAAAGACCUAGACAGCAGUGACACAACCCUUUUAAAGUGAAAACUGAUAUCUGUGAGAUCCAUUAAUUUAACCUAAUGAAAAUCUUUGACUGUCUUGCUGCCUUUAUACAGGACAAAAUGUGGGGCGAGGACGACAUUGCGAACGUUUUGGAAAAGCUGAAGUUUGAGGAUGCUUUCAAAGAAAUUCGUCACAACCAAGAGAAACUUUUGCAAAAUCAAACUGAGAUUCAACAAUCGUUAACCGCUAUUGAUGAGCUCUUGAACAAGAGACUUCGGAAAAGACAAGAAGCUGUGCAGAUUGCAGCCUUUUCUUCAGUUUCAACCAGGCCCAGUCCAAGAAGUUCAAUGGAUUCCACUCCUACUACAGUCAGCUGCACGUCGACCCCUGUUAUCAUUCCUCCUUCCUCCCAAAGUUUCUCACUUCCAUCUUCAAACCGUUCUAACUCACAUGGUGUCGAUAAAAAUCCGUGUUUCAGCUUGGAUGAUGGUAAUGACCUUACUUCAUUUAACGCAAGGAAUAAUGAGGACACCCCAAUAGUAAGCACACCAUCCUCUCUUGCCACCCAAAUCGAGCCCACUUUCUGUGAUUUUACUGCUGGUCCUUCUAGUAGCUCCAGUGGCUCAGUGCAAAUGGGCGGAAAUACAAGUUCUUGUUCUUUGGGGGAACCUUCUAAUCAUUCUAAUCCUCCCAACCUGUUGAAUGAAAGGGACACCCCACUUGCCUCCUACAAUGGGCCAAUUUCCCUGCUGCCAAUUCAACAAGUUGCAAAGGUUUUGUAUUCAAAUUGAUGGAUGGCAUGUUCAACAAAAAGGAGUUGGCCAGUUCUAGUCUGGUUGGGGGUGUCAGAAAGUAUAGAGAAAGUACAUACACUAAACAGGCUCUGUCCCCAGGUAGAAUGAAAAAUAUAUUAAUUUUAAGGUGGCCAAACUUAGGUUUCCCGCUGAAUUUGCAACGGUGGCAAAUUCCCCUGAAUUUAGAAAUGCCAUCAACAUGAAAUGUCGCAAGACUGUGUUCAAAGAUCAGUAAUCCUUGCUUUAUACGAUCUUGUAAAAAAUGGUGAGGUACAAAUCUAAAUUUUGCUUAAUAAAUUCUAUUGACGAGCCAGUGAUUGCCAAUAGAGCUUGCUUCAGUGCAAGGUUAGCAAACUCUUUUUUUUUCUAUACUGAUAGACUGCCUAGGCUGUUGCAAAAUUUUAAGAACAUUUUAAGAAUAAGCCUGAUGCUGAGAAAUUUUUUUGGUCUUGAAAUUCUGAAAAAAGGUGCAAUGUGUUUUUAACUAAUCCACUGAGAAAAUAGUUCCUUUCAAUAAACGGAAAGAAUACAGUUUCAAACCCCAAAUACAGUCCAAAGCGGAAAUGCCAUGCAUAAGGCAUAAGCUGUAAUAAAAUUUAUAACUAAGAAUAAUUCAAGAAUAUUUUCAAUUUAAAAGCGACAGAACAAUAAGAAUAUUCAGCGUAGGCGGGUAAAACAACAUUCUUAUAAUAGAUUAUGUAUAAAAUAAGUGUACUAACUUGCUGUUUAUUUACAAAGUUUAUUCAAACUUGUAGUUGUCACCUGUAUAACUAUGUAAACAUUGCUUCAAGCUAGUUCUAUAUUUUGUAUUUUGUUUCACUUGCAAUAAAAGUUUAUGAAAAUAUAGGGAACGGCGUUUUCAAGUUAUUUCUGCCUACGUAUCCAGUUUAAAUAUCAGAGUUGGCUCACAUGUCGCAAGCCGGAUUGUUAAAAGCAGUUUUCUUUCCUUUCUUUAACUCGAGUUAAUAAAUUUUUGGAAAGUUAAAAUUCAGAGUGUUGCCCAUUCUGUAUCAUUCGGUACCGAUUGAAAACACAAUCGGAAAAAAUCAGCACCUGAUUGAGCGGCAUGGGCGUGACCCGAUGCCGAUAUUUGGACGCGUUCCCCUAUCAAAGAUCUAUCUACAAUGGUAAAGCAAGAAUGUCAGUCUGCCAUUUUGUCUCCUCAGGUGUUUGAACCAAGUGAGUUUGAAAAAGGAGUGUUGACCAGUAAAGACAAUGAAAUUAGAAAUGCUGAUGUACCUGAAAGAUUUCAAGUCAGUUGUGAAAGCAACAACAGGUUAUUAUUUCUGUAAAAGAUUUGAUAAUCUUCAUGGUAUUAAUGUGAGAUCAAGAAAAAAUCAGGAUUCAAACCUAUGACAGGGCUUAAAAAAGGUCCUGUCCGGUAGUCUCGGACAAGUAGAUUUGGAUCAGUUUAGGUUUCCGAGGAACUGCCUACCUACCCAGGCCUACCCUAAGCCAACAUUUUGCCCUCAGUAAAAAGUAAGUGUUAAUGCUAGCUUAGGGAGGGGUAGGUGGGCAGUUUCCCAGAAACCUAUAUUGAUCGGGAGAUUUUCUUGCUGGGUAAGUAACUUUUGAAAAUUAUUUGCCCAAUGGGUAAGGGUUCGGGCAAGUCAUCCUCAAACUAAAUCAUUAACUAAGGCAAGCAAGAAGUAGCCCUGGCGGGGAUGUCACUAAGAUUUCAAGUUGCUGGGUAAAUAAGCUGAUUUAGCAACAGAACGAGAGUCAGUUGGCGACAGUGAAUGCAAAUCAAACAACUGGCUUUACCAAUGGCAGUGCGAAAACUUGGGCAAGGGAAGUUGAGUUUAGUUGUUUCUGCGCACUGUCCCGUCGUCAAAUGACGUUCUCGUUCUGUUGCUAAAUCAGCCUAAUACAACAAGUAGGCGGGGAAUCAGACAGCUAGCAAUUUCUUUUGAUUCUAUUUUUCUUCUAUUUUUCUAUCAAAGUAGCUGGGGGCCAUGUUCGUAAUGGGGGAAGUCCUUAGCUCCCGCCUCUUUAUGACAGGUUUUCCUGGGCAAGCAAAAUGCGAGCACUGCUUGCUCAAAAGACAAGCUUGAAUUUAAGUUGUUUUAGAGCUCUGCUAUGAUCUCACAAACACUGGGCAGAUGCUCUGUCCGCGGAGCAUGAGAGAGACUUGCAGAGAGCAAGGCUGACUUCAUAUUAUUUUAACAUGCAUCCUGCAAACUGCUUGGAUAAGUAAUGCCGAAAGGAUAAUAUUGUUAAAAAAAGGAAUUCGUACUUUCUUUAUUUCAAUUUACAAAAAUGCACACCUAGGCUUAAGAGUUGCAGUUGACCAAUCCAAAUUGGUAAAGAAUAACAGCACCAUGAACAUGUUAAGAACAAAAAAAACUAAAUACGUGUAUGGCAAGGACUGACUGAUUUGUUAUGAGGGUCACCACAAACUCUCAGAACAGGUUGUUUAAUUUUCUAAAGAAGUAGCCUGCAUAACGUGGUGGUGUUGUCGUCGGGAGCACUGCUGAGCAGCGAAGCCACGAUAAAAAUAAAAACCACCUGCCCAGUUUCAUAGCCUUUUUCAACUGUCACUCCCUUCAACUCAUUUUACAUCCUGUUGACAACUUGUUGGUUUCAGUUUUCCUAGCCAAUCAGAAAUAAAGUGUUGACUGGUAUAAAACAUGACUCAAAAGCUCGUAGUAUGGGGUAAAACAUGACCUUGGAGUUUGCUUGAACAAACACAGUGCAGCAAAAAUAAGAUUUACUCACUCAAGUUUAGAAAACAGUGUAGUCAUCUUACGUGCGAGAUAGCAAUAUAAAAGAAAAACCUAAGUCUUAUUUACUAAGAGGUCAUGAAGCUCGUUUGUUUCAUCCAUAUUGAGUAAUUAUUUCCUGUGGUUGAUGCUUCUGUUAUCUGUAGGUGUUUCUGAUAGGAUUUGUUGAUCUCAAAUGCAGUUGUAAAGCUUUUUAUUGCGGCUAAAUAAAUAUUUUAGCUUCCUUGGUUUUCUCUGACUAAAAUGCCUGGAUCUGAAUAACUACAACCUAAGUUGCAUUGGCUUGUAGUUUCUUUGUCUGUGUGAUAAUUUCCAGCUAUAUUUUGACGCUCAGGGCCCAGCAUUUAAAUGUUGUUUGCAGGAUGUUGAAUUUUUACGGACAGGGCGAUCUUCAGAUUUGAGUUGUAGCUUAAACUAAAGCUACACCAAGCAUGGAUAAUUCUGGUGUGCAUCUUUCUACUAUUGUGUGCGAUUCAUCGACCACAAUCGCCAACACCGUUUGAUGUGGUGCGUUAUUGUCUGUCACAUGAGUAAUAGAGAAAAUUGAGGUGGACUUUCUCAAAGCAAAUUUACUGUUUCUGUCGUAAGCUCCAUUGCUGUACAGCUCAACAACAACAUUUCUGAAAUUUGGUCGCCUACAUAUAGCUACUUUUUUAGAGGCAAAAUUGUGAUCAUACAGGUUUUCGACGAGGACAUUAUCUUCUUUAGCCAUAGCAACGAUGAUAAAGAUCAUGCUUUUGCCAAAACCAUGCAGUUGACAAAAUUGCCAUAACAUCUCUCCUAUGAAGAAGACUGUAAAUGACCAUUUCCUGUUCAGGCUUCAAUACAAUUGCCCUGUUUUCCCUGUGAAUAUUCCACAUCAUCAACGUUUGGGUCAAUGAUUCUUUGAUACUUUGAUUUUGUUUUGCAGAGAAGAUUUUUUCAGUCACUUGGAACUCUGACCCAUCGGAGAUUUUGAGGGGCGAACAUUCUGAUCCAAUUGGAACGAUCUGUAAACAGGCAUACAGACUAUUCAAAAAGGCCGCCUGUCCAAGUAGGCGGUUUCUCGUUGCCACCGCCCCAAUCUCCUUGCGGUUUCUCUGCCCUCACCUGCCUUUAUUACUCUGCACGCCCAACCGAAACCACCAUGCUACGCAAGCUACUAAAGAAGCAGUAGGUGAAUGACUGAAGAAAAAUAAUUUUCUGAAAACUUUGUGGUUCCAAUGUUCAGAAUGUGAUUUCACUUCAUACUUUCAGAAGGCUAACCAUGUUCAAGGAUGAAACAUGUUCAUUUGAAUCAGCUUAUAAUAAUUAUUAUUUCUUCUUAUUACAGUUGCGUGAUUUUCCUGUGAAAUCAACCGAAGAUGGGGAGCUUGACAAUGAGGCACAGUGGAUCUACCGACAUGCAUUUCUGGAAUUCCCAAUAUCACAACAGCAGGUGUGGCUUGUAGCAGUACAUUUAGCAUGCAUGUAUUGGUUUGGCCAGCUUUAGUGAAGAAUUACAGUCAGCUGCUAAGAAUAACUCCCCAAGAUCACAUUAAUUAAUGAAUUUAUUAUUUGAAUGUUGAAUUCACUAGUAGUUGUAGAUUUCAGAUACAUCUCUGCAUUCCUGCAUGCGUAAUAAGCAGUGAAUACACUUGACCUUGUGUGACUGAAAUAAGACAGUGUGUUUAACCAAGGGAAUGAAAUGAGGCCUAAUGUGGCAAUUGGGUUCCAUUUCUGCCUUCGCCACUCUUCAUGGAUUUGUAGAGUGGUUUCACUGUACUGCAGCUCCAUGGUGACAGGUUUACUGUCUGGGGGAUUUUACCUGUGCUGGUGUCUGUUACAGAACCUUGGACCUUCCUGAUUUGUCAGUAAAAUAUUAGUCUGCUAAACAGCCAUUCUUUGUGUCAUCACUAGCCAGGAUGAUUGAAAAACAGUGGAAUCAAGGCUGUGCUCUAGCAAAGCCUUGUGGCCCCUGGUGCAUAACUUUUUGUCCUGGACCAUUACGAGAAAACCUUAGUAAUCGUAGAAUUGAUAUGUUGGGCACCCCUGGAUUUCACAGGUUUACAGCACUGGCUUCAUUUCAAUUUUUCUUAGAGCACAGCCUUGAAAAUCCUUGAUUAGCAGGACUUUUCCUGACAUUUGUAGAGUGACCAACAUCAAUUUUCUCAUAACAAUAUCAAUACAUAAUAAAAAGAAAAGUUUAUGAGAAUAAAUAAAAUGAUCACCUAAAGGAAAAUGCUUUGAUCUUUGACCAAAUUCUCUCAACUGUUUCUGUAAGGAAAUGUAUGGAGAUCAGUUUGGAGAAUUUGUAUGUGGAUCUUGGGGCUUAAAAGCUUAAUGAUGACUGUUCUUCACUCUAGGGUAUUCUGGACAGUGAUACCUACUGUCGCACCAAAGCAUCCAAACCAUACUCUGCUGUCAGCAAGAUCAAAGAAGCUUUAAACCUGAUGAGAAAUCAGCUGAUUAGGGUUUGUUUAUGUUUUGUUAUUAUUUUCUUCAUUCCAGCUCGAGCUGCAAAUAGCUUUGAGGCAAUGUUCUACCACAAGUGGACCACCCUCUUUUCUUGAACAGAGGGUGGUCUGCCUGUGGUCCUACUUAGAAUUUCCCCAUGUCUGACAAAAUCUCUAGAUUUGGGGCAGCAUGCAGCUCUUACAAGGCAAGCCUCACGAGAGAAAAGAGUAAAACAAACUUAAAAUAAAUAACAAUAGACCCUAGCCUAAGAACAAUAGUGCUGUGUGCUAUUGAAGUUCCAGUAAAAUAAGAUGUUCUAGAGAGUUGUGUACUAUCCUGGGGUGGGGUACUUCAUGGCAAGGUUCCCUAUUUUUUAGAAAAUACUGAGGUUGACACUGUCUUUGCUGUAAACUGAGUUGUGAGCAAAUUUUAAAUUUGCUGUUUUACAAUUGUGUGUCAAUUCCCUGUUUGCUCAGUCUAGGCUAAAAUCUUCAACCACUUGAUCAGUUUCCUGGAAAAUCAUUCUUUGUUCUAGACCCAAGCUUUCUGAUCUUUUACCCUAUCGCUGAAUAAACUGCUUGAAAAACCAUUCAUCUGUAUCCUUUGGAAUGGCACAUACCUAUAUAGCCCAUAAUUGAAAUGGCAGUACCCCCACCCUUCCUAGGAAUUAAUACCUGCCAGAUUUUGCCUUCUGUGGAUUUAGCAUCACCAACAAUCACUCUUGCAGGUUCCAUUUAUAGCCAACUACAGAAAAGAGUACAUUGAGUCUGAACUUAACACAGAAGACUUGUGGAAAGUCUGGGAAUGGGAUGAAAAGGUGAGAUAUCUCAGUUUAUACCUUUUAGAGAUGCCUACACAAUGUGCCUCUGGACACCAGCAAUCUAGAGGGGUCCUGUUGCUCUGAUUAUCACUGUACUGGCUCCCACCCUCCAAUAUUCCUUUUCUGAUAUUCAAACACUUUGAUACGUGAAGUUCCAUCAACACCAUUCUUUUGCACUGCUUGCAUGUUCCUCAAUAUUCCAGGGGAAAGUUUUCCUACGCGAGUAAAGUCUUCUAAAGGCUCAACAAACAAAAAAAUUAACAUAAAUGUUAAAAAUAGGGGAGAACUUGAUGAUUACUAUUUGGUUACUUAGUGGUGUCAGCUGUGCACUCGUAAGGAGAACCUGCAUCGCCUGUUCCAAGAAAUGCAGGAUUAUCAGUUCAACAAAAUCCAGGAAAGUGGAGAUAAACCUCUUGACGAUGAUACAAGGAUUGAGCCUGAGGAUAUUGAAAGGUAAUAAAAAUAUAAAUAAAUAAAUAAAAUAUUGAUUUGAAGGUUGUGCAUCUACCUAAUGUUCUUUGUCUACCAAUAAUUAAAUAAAUGAACUAAAAUAAUGAUUUGGAGUUAGCACAUCCACAUAGCAUAAUAGUCAUCAAAAACUCUUGAGAAAUAUGCCAGAGGAAUAGUCCAGUUUUGAAUUUUGUCAUGGCUGCUGGAUAAAAGCACCAAAGACUCGGUUGUACAGGGUGAGCCUCAACGUAAUGUAAAAUAUUCACAAGUACCGGCUGCGGCAAGAAGGCACCUGAAUUUGGGUUUCAAACAAAAAGUUGUACAUAGGUAUUUUUAGGUCGUGGCUAACUCUGUAUAAAUGAGUCUUCACUGCUUCUAUUCAGCAGCCACAACAAAUUCAGAACUGAAGUACAGCGAAACCCUGCCUUAUGGCCACUUUUUUUGUUCGCCCUGUGAAACGGCCAUACAUGUUCUUGCAAAUAACUCCUGUUAAUUACGGUCACCCUUUAAUACAGCCAAAUUUUUUGGCCCAUUGGUGACCAUAUUAACGGGUUUCCACUGUAUUGAAAAACUUUGUCAAGUUGACAGUAGGGCAAUCUGUAUUGAAGUAAGUCAAGAAGUACAUAUAAUCAUCACUCACUUUCUUUGUCAGGCUGGAUGGAGUAGAGACAAUUGAGGAACUCAAAGAUGUGUACAGUCACUUCACGCUGUACUACAGAAAUGAUAUUCCUGCCAUGUGGGAAGCCAAGAGGAAAAAGAAACAAUCUGAAAAUGAGGAAGCUGAAGGGGAAUCCAAGCCAUCUCCACCCAAACAUAAAAUGCCAGCCAAAUGUGAUCUGUAUACCAUAUGCAGACAAGCAGGUGAAACACACAGCAGGCUUUGGACUGCGUUGGAUUUUAGACCUAGGUCUUUUCAAAACGAAGAGAUUUCAAAAUUUCAAGACAGGAGUGUUGUUAUACAGCUGUAAUUUUUUUUUUCUAAAUUUUAGACACAGUCAAACCCCAUUGACAGUGAGGUGGCCAUAGGAAGUGUCCGUUUUAAUGUGGUGUUCGUGUUGAGCAGGUUAAAUUUAGAGAAAAUGUAAGCACUUUGUUUCCCAAGGGACAAAGCAAACUUUCCAUAAAGGAGAGGUAUCCGUAAAGCGGGGUUAAAACUAUAGCAAAAGUCAUAUUCAAGUUGUUUUCUCAGUGAGUGUGGUUGACUGCUACUUUCAGCUGAGUUAUACCACAGUUUUUGUCACCUCCAGGCACUAAAUCUCUCCUACAUGUAAGCACAUUGAAUCCCUGCCCCACCUCCACCACAUCUCUUAAGUUUUACCACUGACCACCUUUUUUUCUUGUCUUUUCAAUUUUAAGAAAAUUCUCUCACCCCCCAACCAAAUCUUCGUAAGAUAUUUAGUUAUUCUAAUUUUUAAGUCCGUGGAUGAAAUCCUUUGGUGUUACCAUUCAAAUAGAACUCUUUGUGAAGACUUUUGCCUUCUAAUGUUUCUUUCUUAGGAUUUACACCAAGAAGUUUGAAAGUAUAACUUAAUUAUUACUUUUUGAAAGUAUUGACUUAGAGGUGUGAGGGUUGAUAUUGAUAUUUAUUGUAUUCCUAUUUUCAUAGCUUCACAUUAUUAUUUCAGGUGUGAGUGGAUUGGCGAGAAAGUUUGGCUUGACGCCAGAUCAGUUAGGAGAGAACUUGCGUGACAACUACCAACGACAUGAAACAGAGCAACAUCCUGUUGAACCAGAUGAAACAGCUGAAAAUUACCUUAGUAGGUGAGAAGACAUUUCAUUUUGCCUCAAAUCAGCCAGGUCGUUUUACGAAUAAUUUGUUCAUUUUUACUAGAGGAAUGAACUUUCGAGAUUUACUGUUAGCUGUAUGAGCAAUAUUGUUUACUUCUUUAUUUAGAUUCACCUAACCAGAAAACGAUACUUAUAACAGUUACAUAAAAUUAUUAGGCAGGGAGACCUCUACAGCCUAGCCAAAUACCACAUUAAAAUUAAUAAUAAUAAUAAUAUGAAGUUUGUAACUAAUGACUAAAGCCACUAAUAGAUAAACAGGAAAAAAAUACAAAGAUGGCAAAAAAUACAGCAGUAGCGCAAGUGCAGGAGAGUCCUCACUAUAUUGCACCUCUGACCUGGGACAGAUUGUUUGUCCAGGUUCUGAUGUCAUCAGCUUCGUACAGAUGUAGAGCCUCAUCGUAGUAUUGGAGUAGCAAACAUUUAAAAGAAGCUAGAGAAAUGUGAUUUGUGGGUAACUCAGCAGGCAGGACAUUCCAUUUGCAGCACAUGUACAUGUAUGAAAAAUGAGCGUUGAUAAGUAACAGUUCUACUUUGCUUAGGGAUACAAGUAAUAGCAUUGCUGCUCAAUGACUUGGUUGAUCUUGUUCAUUGUCUUGUAACAGGCAGAGCUUCACUAUCUAUGAAAACUAGGUUAAUUUUGUCUUCUUCCACAUUUUGCCUUCCCCUCACCCUAAAUCCUCAAUCCUCUUUACUGCUGAUGGAACAUUUGUCCACCAUAAAUACUUGCCAUCUGACUCCAUUUUGAGCAAUGAGUUUUGCCUUAUGCCAAGUAUUAAAGUCCUUGGCCCUCAAGGUCUAACUUCCUUGCAUGCCUCUACAUUAAUUUUUGUUAGGGACUCCCUGUCUGACCCUUCCCCUGUGGCUUCCAUUCAAGGACUGUCUUAGCCACCUAUCCAUCAUUGUGGUCACGUCUGUGUGGACAGUCCAUCUACCUUAAAUAACAAGUGAUUCUAAAAAUGAAACAAAUAAGAGGUAAUUCAGUCAUGUAGGCCAUGUCCAAUUAUUUGUCCCAAGGGUGAAUUGUCUGAUAAAUGAUGGCUAUCAUUCAUAUGUAAACAGAAUUCAUUAUCACAUCGUGGUUCUCCUUAUGACCUGAUUUUGAAGAAAGGCAUUUUAGAGCUUAUACAUGUAAGUAGCUGGUAAUUUGUCCAAAUAGUUUCAUAUUGACUGCAGAAUUCAUUAUUUUCCUUAAUAGCACUUUCUCAACUGUCAAUCAAGUUCUGGAAGCUGCUCGGCAUAUGGUGGCUAUGCAGAUUGCAAGAGAUCCAUUGGUUCGUCAGUGUGUUAGGCAGACGUUCUAUGAGAGAGCCAAACUAAAGAUUAAACCUACUAAGAAAGGAAAGAAGGUAAAAAAAAGUUAACAGUAGCUUUCAAACACUUUAGGGAUUUUGUUUUGAUAAUUUUUUAUUUCAACUUUAAGGCAUAAAAAGUAACAUGUUAAAACCAUGACAUUUCAGUGACCACAUUUGUUUGUUUUCUUUAUCAAGCGGUGAUAACGAUGCCUUUUUUUAUUUUAUUAGGAAAUUGAUGAAUCUCACUCAUGCAGCACUUUUAAGUAUAUUAAAAACAAGCCUGUUAAAGACUUAAAAGGUGAUCAGUUUCUGCGCAUGUGUAAGGCAGAGGAAGAUGGUCUACUAACAAUUUCAAUUGGAAUCGACCUGGACAAGAGUGCAGGGUAUAAUAAUAAUAAUGAUAAUGAUGAUGAUGAUGAUGAUGAUGAUGAUGAUGAUGAUGAUGAUGAUGAUGUUGAUGAUUUAGAGGUAGGACAUCCAAAAAGUGGUUCUUUGUCUACCUGAUUGUUGGUCAAAUUGGAAUUUGUGAUGUUGGGUUUUGAAAUGAGGGGAAAACCGGAUUACCCAGAGAAAAGCCUCUUGGAGCAAAGGAGAGAACCAACAGCAAACUCUACCCACAUAAUUAUGAUGUCAACGCCGGGAUUUGAACCCAGGCCACGUUGGUUGGGGGCGAGUGCUCUCACCACUGCGCCAUCCCUUGCUCCCCAUAUUUUGAGGCAGAAAUCUUUAAUUCUUAGUACAGUCGAACUUCCCAUAAGCGACCACCCAAAAUGUGAAGAUUUAGUGGUUGGCUAUAGGAGUAGGUCACUUAGGAGAAUCAAACUACUUAUAUGUCAAAAAAAGAUUCCUGAGACAUAAUACUGUUUGGUAAAGAAUUUAUUACUUUCAGUUGGUAAGCUACAAUAUCUGUAGUUCCCUUUUUUUUCAGUUUCUAAGUUACAAUAAUAUAUCUGUAGUUCCAUGUUGGUGCUGUGGAUAGAUGGUCAUUCAUUUGAGGUGGUCGCUUAUAAGGGGAGGUUGCCCGUGGAGGUUUGACUAUAGGAAUAAUAAUUAUGCUUAUUUCUUGAAGAACUGAGCAUUAUUUUAUUUUUAUUUUAUUUUGUCUUAAAAAAGACACUUGCUAUUGCUUAUAUGUGUUUUCAGAUAUCAGACUUACUUUGAUGAAGUAAAGCAACUUUAUUACAGGGUGAGUGACAAGAACAUGUUUUGCUCAAUAGCCAUUGUGUUGUGUUAUCAGCUUACGGCUGUAGUUCUCCUAUACACAGCAUUAAAUCGUAGUCACGUCUUCUUUUAGACUGCAUCUUAACAAUCAAACAUUAUUGUUGAACAUCUUGUUUGUCAACCACAACAUGGGAUACUGGUGCAUAAACAAGAGAAAGCGUUUGACCAUACAUUGAACAAAGUGAGCCCAUUUUUAUGAUAUAAACACCAAUGAAAUACCAGGUGAGCUUUUGCACGAAAACUUGAUAUCUUCCCAUGUGAAUAUAACAUGUUAUCUUCACAUGUGAAAAUAUCACCAUUGCUAAGCUAUAGCUACAUAAUAAAUCGUGCCUUUCACACCAUAAAACUAUUAAAGUGAAAUGGUUUGGUAUUUCAUUGUUGCUUAUAUAAUAAAUAGAACAUUACAUGGCUGCUUGGAGAUACGAAAUUUCGUGUCUCCACACGGCCAUGUAAUAUCCUCUAUGUAAUAGUAUGCACUACAAUUAGGAAAUUGUCAUUAAAAUGUUUCUCCUCAUUUUUCAGGAUGAAUUUAGUCAUCUGGUGCAAGAGUGGAACACUCAGAGGAUGAAUGCUUUAUCGCGGGCCUUUAACCAGAUGCUUUAUCCACUGUUUGAGAAGGAACUUAAGCUCAAACUUUUAAAGGAAGCCAAGAAUUUUGUGGUUAAGGUGAGUUUGUCAUUGUUUGGAGCAGACAAUGACAGAUCAGGGGUGCUUACCAUCUACACAAACCAUUAGGGUGGAAAUCUUGUGUAUAGACAUAAAACUACGGUAUAUAAUUUGAUGUGGUGGGAGAACGACCUGCAACAAAGUAUAUCCAAAUUAGCUGAACAGACUGAAAUGAGUAGAGAAAUUGCAUCAUCUCAAAUCACAGCAUUUUCUGAAGCUUUCCAAAUAAGAUGGUGUAAACCAUUUGAUUUUCCAACCGGGAUUUCCAGUUUUCCCAUGUAAAUGGUAAUUAGACUAGAAUUGCGAGCUCUUCUAGUUGCCCGCAAUGAUACGCUGUGGGUUUUCAAAACCGGGAAAAAGUUGUCUGAUUUCUGUGUUUUUUUUUUUUUCUUUAAUGUUACCAGUCAUGCUGCCGCAAGCUGAGGUCAUGGAUUGAAGUUGCUCUGUAUCAACCCGAGCAGCAGGUAGAUGAACAAGACUUUGAUGACAGAACAAACUCUGAUGGGCUGCAGGUGCUGCCAUGUUCCAUCUCACCCAACCCUGAUACCCCUGCCUUCUUGGCCAUGUUAGAUGGCGGAGGACAGGUGACGGACUACCUCAGACUCAAAUAUCUGCUGAACAGGAGAAAUACAACAAGAGCCAAGGAACGUGAAGAUAAGGUUAGCCAUCUCUUUUGUUUUGGUUGUCGAUGUUCUAAUAGUGGCCAAACAAAAAAAUUCCAAAAAAAAUCAAAUUUCUUUUUGUGAAAUCAUGAGAAAUAAAUAGUAUUAUGCAGAAGUUCUGCAAAGGAGGUUUCAUUUAAAUGGUAGCAUCAUUACUUUUAAUAAUUUUUUUCGAAAGUCUUUUCCUUUUCUUUUAUUACCUUGAUGGUCUUAGUAAUAUAAUGUGGGAUUUUGCUAAUAAUUUUGCAGCUGUAAAUAUCAAGGAGGUUUUACUAGGAUUUCUGAUGUGCACUCGUAUUCUACCCCAUCUUCGCUCAACAGUGACUUCUUACUAGACACUCAAAACUCAGAAACUUACCAAAAUAUAAUACAUUUGGCUUCUGAUAAAACAUAAGGGAUUACUGAUUUCUGUCUUAUGCUACUUGCAAACGGACGCAACAACUCCCAACAUUGUUGGCCGACAAUAUUGGGAGUUGUUGUGUCUGUUUACAGUAGCUAAAAGUCUGACCGGUUUCAAACGUUGCACAACAACAUGUCACAUCCAACAAUGUUGGGAGUUGCUGGCCAAUACUGUUGCGUCCUCUUUCACAGGGCUUAAAAAUUACAGAACUCACUAAUCAAUGAAGAUAAAAUUAGCUCAGGAACUCUGACUAGUCUGAACAUAGACCUGCAUAAUGUGGUUUAUGAGUGAGAGUCUGUGGUCAUGAGAACAAGGAAUCCAAAUAAGAAAAAGAAAUAACUUCUACAAAAUGAAUUUGGAAAUGCAGUUGCAUUUUAUUUGUAUAGGUAAUAGCAUGAUUUGUAGUGAUAUUUGGCAUUAAUACCACGAGUGAUAUUUCAAAAUUGUUUUUCUUAAUUUCACGAGCCGUUAGGCGAGUGAAUUUUGAGAGAAUUUUCAAAUUAUCACUAGUGGUAUUUAUGCCAAAUAUCAUGUACAAAUCAUGCUAUUAUUUGUUUAUACUAUUACCCGCAAAAGGUUUGUAAUUUUCACAUGCCAGUAUUUCAAAUUAAGCUGAAAUACCACUGCUCUAAGCCAAUCAAAUUGCAGAAAUUUCUUAUGUAGUAGUAUAACUUACUUUAACCACUUUUGGUAGUGAAAAGGUUUAAAAAUUAAUGCGAUCGUCGACACAAAAGUAUCCUUUUCCUAUACCGUUGAAACUUUGUCAAGUAGGACUUCUUCGCAGGUGUCCAACACCAACAGCGUCGACUUACAGCACUCCGUGAGAGACACCAAGAUGACAUGAAGAUGUGCAUUGCAGAACUGGAACAAGAGAAUCAGAUUCCGACCAUCUCUGUUGAGGCGCUUGAUGGAGAAGUGGCUCGCAUUUUCACGUCCUCUCCCCGAUCCGAAGUAAGUUACAUGGAAUAGUACUGUUUAUUUGUUUUCCUUUUCAAUUUGAAAUUUCCCACUGAAAUAGAGGAACGUUGCGAUGAAUAAAGAAUGAUAGUAAAUUUUAACCUCAGGGAAAAAUCGGGAAAUGAUGUGAUCAACAUGUCACAAGCACGAGACUGGAAAUUUUUGGCUGAAAAUUUAGGUCGUAAUGAGUGACCUCUUUUACGUACAUCAUUUGAACUGUAGAAUUAUCUGAAAACAACAGCUCCUUGAUAUUAAGUGAAUCUAGGGGAAAACGCACUAACAACAUCAUUAUCCUUCGCUCAUAGCCAAUAACAAUGUGUUCUGAAAUUCUAAAUAAAAUGUAUUAUUGACUAAUUCAGAUCUCAAAGCCAAGACAUGUGGCCAAUUGGUUAGAAAACAGGUGUGACUCAUUUCUCCAAAGCGUAGGGAGCUAUGGCUGAAGUUCAUUCCACUAGUUUACAAAUGGCUUGAAUUUUCUCUAGAGGAGGGGCGCGGGCUGCCCGCCCCCUCCCCCUUAUUUUUAGACCAAAUUGGCCGAAAAAAUUUUUUUUGAGACUGGCUUUAUAAGCUUCCUUUUAGCUGAAUAGCCCGUCCCCAGUAACGAUCUCAGAAUUCUUCGUGAAAGCUAACUUGACCCAUAAUCCUUCUCGUUUUUUUGAGUGGCGGAUUGGCAGCAGAGUAAAGCAAAACAAAAUACAUUUGAUUAAAUUUAUCUUUUAAGACUUAUUUUUCAUGAUUCUUAUUUCCAGAAUGAGUUUCUUGAGUACCCAUCCCUGCUACGUCAUGCAGUGUCACUUGGUCGAAGAAUUCAAGAUCCCCUCUCUGAAUUUGCUGCCUUGUGUGUUGAGGAAGAUGAGCUCCUUUGUUUAAGGCUGCAUCCAUUCCAGGUAUGAUCCAGACCGCCAGAUGACAAAUGUAAGAUAGGUAUUCUAUGUUUUAUUAUCAAUCUGAUUUUAGAUUGAAGAUCACUUCAGGUGCGAACUGAAAAUUGUUAAAUGAUCUGUAGUUUUCAUGUUGAGAGUGCUGUGUGCUGUAAAUGAAGAAAUCUUUUACCAACGUUGGGGCGCAAGUUUGAGACCUUAACAUGUUUCUUUUAGUACAGUGUGUGUUGUACUUCCAUCAUCAACAACAACAACAACAAUUUAUUUGACUUAUUGAAAUAUUUGCCAGACUAUUCCAGUUAUUUUUUGACAAGGAUUUCCUGAUACCUCGGGAAAAGGAACCACCAGGCUUAUGGGAGCUGACCUUUAAACCUUGGGAUGAACUGUUUACGUUGUCUCCAGUUUUGCUUUUCCUUGUUCCCUUUUGGCUGUUUUGUAUUUCUUCGGUGUCCUUCAGUUUAAAGUAUUGUUUUAAUGCGUCCGUCAAUUAUGUGAUACAGUAGACUGUAUUAGACUGUAUUAGACUGUAUCACAUUCCCCCAUUAUUCCUUAAGAUCGCCUCGAUCGGGCAGCCACCGUGGUUUCAAAUGUACAAAGUCUACUAAGGGGGCGGGGGACGGUUUGGGAGGAGUCGAGAAACCCCGGGGCACGCCCCCCUGCCCCCCCCCCCCGGUACAUUUGAAAGCAAGGUGACUUGUAAGCGCUCGAUUCCGAUGAUCUUUCUGAAAAAUAGGGGACUGUGAACAUUCUAAUUACAUGACGGUUGAUUAGUGCUGAAAUGAGCUAACAUUGCGUGACCUUCCUCUUUGAAUAAGUAGCCGGACAUGAUUAGAGUUUUGUUAUUCUGGGAAACUGCCCACCCCUCCCUUAACCCAGUGUUAACACUACCUCUCACUUAAGAGAAAAUGUUGGGUUAGGGGAGGGAUAGGUGGGUAUUUCCUAAGAAACGUGUGGUCUUUGUUUUAGGACCACGUACCCAAGGAGCGUCUCAUCAAGUGCCUUCAUGAGGAAUUUGUGACAGUGGUAAAUGAAGUAGGCGUUGACCCUAAUCGCUUACUGGAGCAUCCCCACACAGUGGCUCUACUACAGUUUGUUUGUGGACUGGGACCAAGAAAGGCCACUUCUCUACUGAAGGUACAUUCUUUUACCAAAGUUACUUUGAAUUGGUUGUUAUCAGUGGCAGAUCCAGGGGAGGGGCCCACGCCCCCCUUUAUUUUUAGACCAAACAUAGACCCGCAAGGUCUAAAAAAAAAUUUUUUGAGACCGGGGCCCCCCCUUAUCUCAAUGUUUGGAUGACCGACCUCCCCGCACCUCCUCCUUCCCUCCUCCCAAAAUGUACAGAUGUUUUGUUAAAAAGCCACUUACUCUUACUCCCAACAUUUCCUGGAAGGCAACAAAGUCUCGUUCUUUAUCUUUAAAAGUACAUAAAAUCAAAAAGCACCUGAUAAAGGAGUACUGAAGGGCGAAAAAUUGAGGUUUAUCGACUGAGUUGAUUGCGUCCAUUUACUUCUGUAAUAGAAUAGAAAAGAUGGCAUUCCAAGCAGAACUAAAUAAUCAACUCGUGCGACUACUAAAGAGGUUUCAUUUGACUAGUAAAUCAACAGGAUUUCAUUCACAGACUCCAAAGUUAGGGCUACAUACUAAAUAAAAUAAUGUACCAUGUAAAUGUACUGCUGAAGAGGUUUCAUUUGUAAGGUAACACCACAGGAUUUCAUCCACAGACUCCAAAGUUAGGACUACAUUACAUGUCGUCAUAUUAGUGGUCCCCAAGUAAAAUGAUGUAAUGGUGGUGUGGGGAUGAAAGUUGCCUUUAGGUUCAACCUUAGGUAGAUUGGGUUUCUGUGUUACGGAUAGUAUAGAGGUCAGAAGCCUCCAAAAAAAGUUUGUUUUGUUCAAAACAUUGUAGUUAACAGGUUAGUUAAUAGUGUUUGCUGUGGAGUUUGUUUUGAGAAUCACUUUUUAACCUUUUUUUUUUGUCAGAGCUUAAGGCAGCAGUGUACCAGGUUGGAGAAUCGCUCGCAGCUGGUGACCGUGUGUGGACUUGGACCUCAGGUCUUUCUAAACUGUGCGGGAUUCAUUAAGAUUGACACAGCAGCCAUCAGCGACACAACUACAAACUACAUAGAAGUGCUUGAUGGGUCUAGGAUACAUCCUGAAACAUAUGAGUGGGCCAAGAAAAUGGCCGUUGACGCCCUCGAGUAUGACGAGGUAACGAAAUUAGCCUGCGUGGAAGUUGCGUGGCAACUGUUGGGAAUUAAGGCGCGCGAGGAAGGAGGAAGGGGGAAAUUCCCUUCCUUCCUUCCUUCCUUCCUUCCUUCCUUGCGCGCCUAUCGCGUUCUUGCGCGAUGGCUGUUGACGCGCUUGAGUAUGAUGAGGUAGCAAAACCAGCGUGACAGUAAAUUGAAGUUGAAAAAGGGGAAUUAAUGCGCGCGAGUAAGAAGGAAGGGGAAGUACCUUUCCCUCCUUCCUCGCGCGCCCAACUCGUUCUCACACGCGUUAAUUGUCUCUUCCCUUCAAAAGCCGGCCAUGCGGGCUAUAAGUUUUAAAGCUAAACGAUAUCGAUAUCAGCGAAAACGCAAAAGCGCAAAUUGGCUUUUCGCGGACAACGCUGCUUUGUAUGGUGUAUUCAAAGAUUGCAAUGAUGCAGAGUCACUACAGCAGGACCAAAACGCACUUGUACACUGGGCAGACACAUGGCAAAUGUAAUUUAAUGCAAAGAAGUGCACCAUCCUUAGAGUCGCGUGCUCGAAAUCUCUAGUUGAAUACCAAUAAUACACCAUCCACGGAGAACCCUUGGAAGCUGUUGAUCACCACAAGUACCUUGGAGUUGAGCUAUUCAGUGAUCUAAACUGGGAUGUUCAUAUUGCUGGAAUUAUAGGCAAAGCCAAUAGAUCUUUUGGCUUUACAAGAAGAAACCUAAAUAAGCGCCCAGAAAACGUAAAAGAGCAAGCCUAUCGUGCUCUAUUUAGACCAGAGCUUGAAUAUGGAUGUUGCGCAUCGGACCCGCACAUUCAAAAACAGAUAAAGGACAUUGAGGGUCGGUUAUUUAAACGAAGUCUAACUUAGGGCGCGGCUUAAGAAACCAUUGGACCUCCAGAUCUCUUUCUUAGUGAGUUGAUUUCAGAAAGUAAGUGAUUUUCUAGUCUACACCAUCUGCUUGAUUGAAAUUAUUUACGAUAAAUGGUGUUAAGAUGAAAGCGUUGGACAAACUGAAAAUGGCUUAGAACGCGGUUUUGUUAAACACGGACUAACCUCCUUUUAAAUAACUAGCCCUGAGAGUGUGUCGAGGGGAGCGGCGUGCUUUGUUAAAAAUGAAUACAGCACCACUCCUGGAACUGUCACAAAAAUUCUGAAUUAUAUGAAAUAGCCAACACACGAGAAAAGAAGGAAAGUGCCACGACUCACAAUGAUGUCUCAAGUUGUUUCUGGUCUAUCAGCGAUACAAUUUCCACCCUUAUAUUAUUUAAAAGGUGACAGGGCACAAGGUAAUUCCAUCCUAAGAAAUUCACUCAAGCUAGUGCCAAAUCAAACAAAUACCAACACAGUUUUAUUGCACGUACAAUCAGAGACUGGAAGUCUUUUCCAAAUGGUGUUAUUGAAAACCAGUCAAUGGAGGCUUUAAAAAUGGCCGUCACGUGCUAUCUUUAAAAACGCUGACCUGGAACCUUUUAUUACUAUUAUUAUUCAUUAUUAUUAUUAUUAUUAUUAUUAUUAUUAUUAUUAUUAUUAUUAUUAUUAUUAUUAUUAUUAUUAUUAUUAUUAUUAUCAUCAUUAUUAUUAUUGUUAUUGCCGUGACGGGAUAUCCCCUUUGCAGAUAACAUGAUAAGAAUUAGAAAAGCUUUCACCUAGCCAAUGACACUUAUUACAGAAACACACGGUCGUUUUGAUAUUCUUAGUAGCUACAAUCUCUCGUGAGUUAUUAACAAGUUUGUUCUCUAUCUAUUGCACAGGCCACAAUGGAUUCAAACCCUUCAGCAGCAUUGGAAGAAAUUCUUGAAGCCCCAGAUCGGCUAAGAGACUUAGAUCUCGAUGCUUUUGCAGAAGAGCUUGAACGGCAAGGAUAUGGCAACAAGGGAUUGACAUUAAUGCUGUAAGCUCUACUCGACAAACCAGUCAUGUCCCUCGCUGCGGGGGGCAUGGCGAGGGACAGCCAUCUCCUUGCGAAGUCUAAUAACUGUCCCCUUUGUUUGCUGAGAGAAAUACAACCGUUCGACCAGGUGUGUAAUGUGACCGGGUUUGCGAACAGGAAGCCACCACGUGACGUUAUUGAUCAGGCCCAACCAGUCAGGAAUGACGAGACUGGCCAAUGACAGUGUCCUUUCUGUCUGCAGGAUACCUUCCCCGAUAUAAGCGAGGUAUGAACUCCACCCUAGUAGAAUUUAGUGCUUCCCUACAUCUCCCCCCGCCCCCCCAAAAUAAAAGUAAAAGUAAAAAAACUUGUUAGAAAUGACGAGACUGGCCAAUGCCAGUGCCCUUUCCGUCUACAGAACACUUCCCGGAUCAAAUCAUAGUCGGAACUCCACCCUGAUAGAAUUUAGUGCACCCACAACCUGUAAGGAAUAAGGGCCAAUGGCAAUGUCCCCUCUAUCUACAGGACACCUUCCCUGAUCUAGGCGAGGUAAAAACUCCACCGUGGUAGAAUCUAGUUCAAAACAACCCCCCACCCCACAUAUCUGAGUGGCAUUUUAUACAGCGUUUUGGCAUAACGUCACAUCCGCAAUGUUGGUGUCCCAAAUUAAUCCUGUGGUUAAGUAAACUCUUUGUUUUGUUUCAUUUUUAAUUUGCAAAGCUGCUGUCCACGCGAGUGACUCUGUUUGGGUCUCCUACUGGAGACGAAAGUGACAGCCAUUUUCUGUGGUCGUCCGAGCUACGCGAUGGUCUACCCGUUUACAGGAAAAAGGCAGCACCUUCAUUUCUCAGCUUUUUUAAGGUGAUGUUACACGAGACGAUUCGCAACGACGAUUUUUAGCGCAACAUUGUUGCAACAUUGUUACAUUGUUUUGAAUUGUUACUACAUUAUUCAAACAUUACAAUGCUGUGUUGCGCUAAGAAUCGUCGUUGCAAAUCGUCUCGUGUAACAUCACCUUUAAGACCCUGACUAUUGGUCCUGUCCCAGGAAUCAAUCCCGUGACCUUCCAUUCUGGAGUAAAGCUCUCUACACACUGAACUAAUUCUGCCACGGUCCAACUGGUGGAGAGGUUGGCUGUGCGGCUUUGAGAAAGCUCGCAGUAAUGUAAAUUUUGGGCUGAGUAUAUGUUUUUGUGUACGUGUAGGUGUGGACACAUCUUGAUAAUGGAAGCUGUGCUGGGCAGGCGAUUGGGGUGCGCACAAGAAUGGAGAAUGGUCUGUCGGGAUUUAUCGCUACUAAGAUGAUAAGCGAUAAGCAUAUAACCACCCCUCAUGAAAGAGUCAAGGUAACCUCAGUCACGUGAUUACCUAGAAUAAAUUCUUGAAUAAGAGUAUUGAAAUUUAUUCUGCGAGCAAGCUCUCCCUUUCGAGUUGUGAGAGAACAUUCGUGCGAGCGAGCGGCGCAGCCACGAGGGUCUAGCUCUCGCUUCUCCUUUCGCGUGCUGCUCUUGCGUGACCUCUCGCGGUAUUCCCAAAAUGAAGAGUUUCCUCGCAGUUUAUCUCAGUUUAUCUCUGUUUAUGUCUACUGUUUCGCCUGCUUUUGUUCUUUUGAACCCGAUUCUGAGAACGUGCUAGAGUCACGGAGCCUUAUUUUGUUAAACGAAUUCUUGGCUCAUGCAGGGCUGUGAGAAAUGCGACUUACACAGCCACACCCAAAGAAAAAACUCGCUCCAUAACUUACACUCAACCUCGAACUCUUUCAGUAAGAGAUAUUGAACGUGUUAUAUUCCUGAAUCCGCGCGCGAGCAAGAUUAAGCGAAUCAUGUGUUCUGAUUGGCUACCCGAGCAUCUUGCCACCUCGGGAUAUCCCGCGUUAGUCCCGCAAGAGAAAGUUCUGGUUAUUGGCCUUGUUCUUUUUUGCGUGUCAUUGACUUCGACUUAAUUUCGGUCCACAAAAACGCAAAAAAGAACUUGGCCAAUAUACAGCCAUCUUGACCUCAUACUUGGUCAUUAAAGCAUUUAUCAUACCUGUAACAAGUAUAGAUGCCAAGACACCACUUGUUUCAUGCUACCGACACAUUGUUGAACUAUAUAAUUUCAGGUGGGCAUGACUCUGCAUUGCCGAGUGACGCGCAUAAACAUGGAGCGGCUACAACUUGAUCUGACCUGUCGCUCGUCCGACCUGGCCGAUAAAGAAGGAAAAUACAGGUACCUUGCUCACAUGUAACCAUUAAUAUUGCGUAACAUCUGCUUUUAAAAACAUUCUUUCUCACCCCUUUUAUGUAUAGAGGAAACCUGUUCCGGCGCGGCGCGAAAUGAAGAGGGGGGCGAAGAAGAAAUCUGCCCUCCCCCCUGUUCCGUCUUGGCUUGCCUAUUCCGGAUGCUUCGAGGAUUUCUAAUCGCCUAUAACAGGCUAACAUAGCUGUCAAGAGGGUAGCAAAAGUGUUAUUAAAGAUUAAGUGUCUUUAGUUUUAGACAAAUUCUCUCUGCUAAUGUCAGAUUAAGUGUGUGGGAGAAUAUGUAUUAUGCUAUUAGAGCUGUGAGGAUGAAAGUAAAUAGAUUUUUCAAUAAAUGAUCUUGUAUGAAACGUAGUAUUCAUCCUGGUAUGUGUGUAACGGGUUCGUUUAUAUGGUCCUUUUAUCGUUUGUUUCAUGAUGGUGGGAGUUUGGUUGUAAAUAGUCGUCGUAGUUAUUGAUCGCGACCUUUCGACGGCGUACUGCAGACCUUUAGCAGGCGAUAGUGUCGAUUUGACUAAGUGGGACUAUUAGCACCAGCGAAGUUGCUAGCGAUUGGUGUAUCACGAACCACCAACUUUUUUGUAGUUAUAGAUUUUACUUUGGAUAACCAUGGGCUUUGAUAUGGGUCUUCUUUCCAGGUCUCUGUAACUGAUAAAGGGAUCUGCAGUUAUAUAGUAAAUGAUAUUUAUUAUUUUUGUUGCUCAGUCCUCUUAAAGAUUUGUAUUAUGAUCACGAUUCUGCUGACGCUGAUAAAAAGGAAGAUGAAGCGGUCAAAAAGAAAGCAAACAGACCAAGUAAGUACACACCUCCACUGACGGACCUGAUAACUUGCUCUUUUUUGUCCUUAAGUGUGUAAUUCGAUCGCAGGAAAGCAUCCAUAGCUUUAGCGGGGAGGGGAUCGCUUAGUUAGAUUGUUCUUAAGUCCUCGUGGAUCACUGACUUCGAAACGCCGCUAUCUUAAUUCGUAAGGUGACUGAAAUGAAUGAGUACAAAUCUUUCUGUCAACAAGAACUAACAUUUCAAAAUUUUGACCUGAUUGGUCGUUCUUGGGGGCAGUUCGCCAAAAGCAUGUUGUGUGCAGGCAAUUAAUAAAGAGUUCGUUGAAGUGAUCGUGCUUGUUGGUCAUCUAGAAACACUUAAUGCGGUAGUUUUUUUUUUUUUUUCAGUUAGUUUCCCUUGCUUUUACUCUAGGUUAACUCUGUCCUGUUAUUCAAAUCUUGCUAUUUAGAAUACGUGAAGCGUGUGAUUGUACACCCAGCAUUUAAGAACAUUUCCCUCAAGGAAGCCGAGAGACUCUUAGCUGAAAUGGACCAAGGAGAAUGCAUUGUGAGACCCAGCAGCAAGGUAACCAUGGCAACCAGUCAGUGAUAUGUACCGAUUUCCAUGCACGUUCACAGGGGACCACACAGUUUUUUUCGUUUGUGUCGCUAUUGCGUUGGACUGGGUGGAGGCCGAGUCGCAACGCCAUAAUGGGCGCAGCCACAAAUGGAACCUGUGGGCCAGGGCCUAUUGUUACCCAGUUUAACAUUGCUAAUUGAUGAGCUUGGGAACUGGUGCCUUAAGAGGUAGCGGGGUAGGACCUAAGAUAACCUAGAGAUAGCACGGAGGUAUCCAUAGCAACCCCGCAAGAGAGAACCACACAUGCCACUCUCCGGUGUUUCGAGAACCGCAGGUUCCCGACAGGGGGUCACAUGGAACUUUCGACACAAAUUGUUCCUUUCUGUGACCCUGUUAUCAUUCAACGUGAAAUUGUAUUAUUCUUGUUUUACUAACAUCAAUUAACUUAAAAAUCGACAUGCGGGUAACUAUAGAAUAACUGAGCAACGGCCUCUAGCUUGCUUAGCUCGCGAGCCCUUUCGUAGCUUUUGCUAAACGCGGUGAAUGACACUCAAAUACACCUCAAUUGAAGAGACGUUCUUAGUGGUGUAAGGUGGAAACCGCGGUAUUGUAGCCGGUUAUGAGACAGACUGCAAAACAGUUCGUAUUUUUGCGUAUUCAAGUACGCGCGAGCAGUCAAACAAAAGGUCUGGAACGAGGCUGAAAACAGAAAGCGAGACUGGGGACGCCACCCUUUACCGAUUUCUUUCCUGAUUUUGAGACAAAAACCGACUGUUUUGCAGUCUAGUUAUGAGAUGGUCUCGCUAUCAUUUAUCUAGUAUACUUGUUUCUCUUUCCGUCAGGGUGCCGAUCACCUGACCGUCACGUGGAAGGUUGAUGAAGGAGUUUACCAGCACGUGGAUGUGAGAGAAGAAGGCAAAGAGAACGCUUUUAGCCUUGGUCGGUCACUUUGGAUUGACAGUGAGGUGCGUUUGGGAUCCUUCUGAUAUGUCUGUAAAGGUUCUUCUAUUUAUUUGAUUUGAAUGCUGUUCAUAUUAGCCUCCCACGCAGAGGUUCUUAGGGUUUCGUCACGCGUUCCUUCCCGUAGGGAGGAUUGCGUGACGAGCAAAAAUAACGUCUGCUUGGGAGUUUAUAGUUAUAUGCUGCAUCAGAAAGUUAAAAGUGCUAAGUGUUUAAGAAAUUGUUAUUGGCAAUUUUGAGGUUGCGCCGCCGCGUGAGACUGGGUCGAUAUUGUGUCGAAAUGCACUCUGGGACUGUUUUAGGGGCGCUAUCAUUUUCUUUAUUGGCUACUAUAAGGUUGUGAAGAGACUGGGUCUUAGGCUGUGUUCACACUAUGACGGAUAGCUUUUGCGCUUGCGCGAAAACCAUACGAAAUAGGGCUUCUGUUAACACUUAAGAACUGUGAUUGAGGCGCGAUUUUUGUGACGCAGCGCCGCGUCCUUCUCUAAAGUGGAGAGAGACAUAUCGGAUAGGUGUCCAUACUAUAUGGGCACGAAAAGUCACACAGUGUCUUUUGGUCCAACACAAACCCAGAUUUACACAGUGCCUAAAAAUAGCCAAUAAAAUUGACUCACUGUUAUAAAUUUGGAAUAUUGUAAUUUGCUUUGUAGGAAUUUGAAGAUCUUGACGAGAUCAUCGCGCGGUUCAUUCAGCCCAUGGCGUCGUUUGUUCGAGAAGUUCUCAACCACAAAAACUACCGCGCCGUGGACGGCGUCAAAGCCAAGCUUGUAAGAGUCAAGGUAACCUCAGUCACGUGAUUACCUAGAAUAAAUUCUUGAAUAAGAGUAUUGAAAUUUAUUCUGCGAGCAAGCUCUCCCUUUCGAGUUGUGAGAGAACAUUCGUGCGAGCGAGCGGCGCAGCCACGAGGGUCUAGCUCUCGCUUCUCCUUUCGCGUGCUGCUCUUGCGUGACCUCUCGCGGUAUUCCCAAAAUGAAGAGUUUCCUCGCAGUUUAUCUCAGUUUAUCUCUGUUUAUGUCUACUGUUUCGCCUGCUUUUGUUCUUUUGAACCCGAUUCUGAGAACGUGCUAGAGUCACGGAGCCUUAUUUUGUUAAACGAAUUCUUGGCUCAUGCAGGGCUGUGAGAAAUGCGACUUACACAGCCACACCCAAAGAAAAAACUCGCUCCAUAACUUACACUCAACCUCGAACUCUUUCAGUAAGAGAUAUUGAACGUGUUAUAUUCCUGAAUCCGCGCGCGAGCAAGAUUAAGCGAAUCAUGUGUUCUGAUUGGCUACCCGAGCAUCUUGCCACCUCGGGAUAUCCCGCGUUAGUCCCGCAAGAGAAAGUUCUGGUUAUUGGCCUUGUUCUUUUUUGCGUGUCAUUGACUUCGACUUAAUUUCGGUCCACAAAAACGCAAAAAAGAACUUGGCCAAUAUACAGCCAUCUUGACCUCAUACUUGGUCAUUAAAGCAUUUAUCAUACCUGUAACAAGUAUAGAUGCCAAGACACCACUUGUUUCAUGCUACCGACACAUUGUUGAACUAUAUAAUUUCAGGUGGGCAUGACUCUGCAUUGCCGAGUGACGCGCAUAAACAUGGAGCGGCUACAACUUGAUCUGACCUGUCGCUCGUCCGACCUGGCCGAUAAAGAAGGAAAAUACAGGUACCUUGCUCACAUGUAACCAUUAAUAUUGCGUAACAUCUGCUUUUAAAAACAUUCUUUCUCACCCCUUUUAUGUAUAGAGGAAACCUGUUCCGGCGCGGCGCGAAAUGAAGAGGGGGGCGAAGAAGAAAUCUGCCCUCCCCCCUGUUCCGUCUUGGCUUGCCUAUUCCGGAUGCUUCGAGGAUUUCUAAUCGCCUAUAACAGGCUAACAUAGCUGUCAAGAGGGUAGCAAAAGUGUUAUUAAAGAUUAAGUGUCUUUAGUUUUAGACAAAUUCUCUCUGCUAAUGUCAGAUUAAGUGUGUGGGAGAAUAUGUAUUAUGAUAUUAGAGGCUGUAUGGAUGAAAGUAAAUGGAUUUUUCAAUAACUGAUUUGUAUGAAACGUAGUAUUCAUCCUGGUAUGUGUGACGGGUUUAUUUAUGUGGUCCUUUUAUCGUUUGUUUCAUGAUAGUCACCUUGUUAUCGCCGGCGUAAUUCAGACCUUUAUCUGGCGAUAAUGUCGAUUUACUAAGUGGGACUAUUAGCACCAGCGAAGUUGCUAGCGAUUGGCGUAUCACGAACCACCAACUUUUUUGUAGUUAUAGAUUUUACUUUAGGUAACCAUGGGCUUUGAUAGGGGUCUUCUUUCUAGGUCUCUGUAACUGGUAAAGGGACCUGCAGUUACAUAGUAUAUGAUAUUAAUUAUUUUUGUUGCUCAGUCCUCUUAAAGAUUUGUAUUAUGAUCACGAUUCUGCUGACGCUGACAAAAAGGAAGAUGAAGCGGCCAAAAAGAAAGCAAACAGACCAAGUAAGUACACACCUCCACUGACGGACCUGAUAACUUGCACUUUUCUAUCCGUACGUGUGUAAUAGACCUUAUUCACGAUACCCGCCAUCUUUGCACGCGCUCAAGGACUGAUGGGAUAAAGGCAAUGUCACAUGGUUUCUCAGGGGGCAAACAAGUGAAACAAAUUGCCAAUGGAAGAAAUCGCGGUUGAGUUUGUUUAUUCUAGAUAACAGGAAAUGAAGACCUUUUCAUCUAAAGACGAUAAUGUCAAAGUAUGGGGGGAAGUGAUCAUUACUACUUUUUUUUGUAUGCAGUAUAACGACCGUAGAUUUCCUCAUGGCAAACAGUAAUGAUGUAAAUCUUGCCAAAACUUGAUACUAUGAAAUCGUCAUCUCGUUUUGAUAGCAUAAACAAACUCGACCGCGAGCAAACUCGAACGCCACUAUCUUAAUUCGCAAGCUGGCUUAUAUGAAUGAGUAAAGAUCUUUCGGCUCUUCCUGUUUGCUUUCCUCUGUCAACAAGAACUAACAUUUAAAAAUUUUGACCUGAUUGGUCGUUCUUGGGGCAGUUCGCCAAAGCAUGUUGUGGGCAGGCAAAUGAAUAAAGAGUGUGUUGAAGUGAUCGUGCUUGUUGGUCAUCUAGAAACACUUAAUGCUUUGCUGAGUAUUCAUGAUAGCGUUUUUUUUUUUAGUUUCCUCUGCUUUUACUCGACGUUAACUCUUUCCUGCUAUUCCAAUCUUGGUAUUUAGAAUACGUGAAGCGUGUGAUUGUACACCCGGCAUUUAAGAACAUUUCCUUCAAGGAAGCCGAGAGACUCUUAGCUGAAAUGGACCAAGGAGAAUGCAUUGUGAGACCCAGCAGCAAGGUAGCCAUGACAACCAGUCAAUGAUAUGGGGGACCACACAGUUUUUUUCGCUUGUGUCGUUAUUGCGUUGGACUGGCUGAAGGCCGAAUCGCCACGCUCUAAUGGGCGCAGCCGCAAAAACAACCUGUGGGCCAGGGCCUAUUGUUACCCUGUUUAACAUUGCAAAUUGAUAAGAUUGGGAACUGGUGCCUUUAGAGGUACUAGGGUAGGGCCUAAGAUAACCUAGAGAUAGCACGGAUGUAUCCAUAGCAACCCCGCAUGCGAGAACCACACAAGCCACUCUCCGGUGCUUCGAAAACCGCAGGGUUCCCCGCCAGCGGGGUCACAUGGAACUUUCGACACAAAUCUCCCCCUUUUGUUACCCUGUUAUCAUUCAACGUCAAAUUCUAUUCUUGUUUUAUUAACAUCAAUUAACUUAAACAUCGACAUGCGGGUAACUAUAGAAUAACUAAGCAACGGCCUCUUGCUUAGCUCGCGCGCCCCAAUUUCCCUUCCCUUUUGUACCUUUUGCUAAACGCGGUGAAUAACACUCAAAUACACUUCAAUUGAAGAGACUUUCUUAGUGGUGUAAAUUGGAAACCACAGUAUUAGCUGGUUAUGACAGGGUCUUGCUAUCAUUUAUUCAAUAUACUUGUUUCUCUUUCCAUCAGGGUGCCGAUCACCUGACCGUCACGUGGAAGGUUGAUGAAGGAGUUUACCAGCAUGUGGAUGUGCGAGAGGAAGGCAAAGAGAACGCUUUUAGCCUUGGUCGGUCACUUUGGAUUGACAGUGAGGUGUGUAUGGGAAAUCCUUCUGAUAAGUCUGUAAAGGUUCUUUCAUUUAUUUGAUUUGAUUGCUGUGUAUAUUACGAGCCUCUCACGCAGAGGUUCUUAGGAUUUCGUCACGCGUUCCUUCCCGUAGGGCGGAUUGCGUGACGAACAAAAAUAACGUCUCCUUGGGAGUUUAUAGUAUUAUGCUGCAUAAGUAAGUUAAAAGGGCUAAGUGCUUAAGAAAUUAUUAUUGGCAAUUUUGAGGUUGCUCCGCCGCGUGAAACUGGGUCGAUAUUGUGUCGAAAUGCACGCUGGGACUGUUUUAGGGGCGGUAUCAUUUUCUUUAUUGGCUACUAUAAGGUUGCGAAGAGGCUGGGUCUUAGGCUGUGUUCACACUAUGACGGAUAGCUUUUGCGCCGGCGCGAAAACGAUACGAAAUAGGGCUCCUGUUAACACUUAAGAACUGUGAUUGAGGCGCGAUUUUUGUGACGCAGCUCCGCGUCAUUCUCUAAAGUGGAGAGAGACAUAUCGGAUAGGUGUCCAUACUAUAUGGGCACGAAAAGUCACACAAUGUUUUUUGGUCCAACACAAAACCGAUUUACAAUAAAAUUGGCUCUAGUUCACUGUUAUAAAUUUGGAAUAUUGUAAUUUGCUUUGUAGGAAUUUGAAGAUCUUGACGAGAUCAUCGCGCGGUUCAUUCAGCCCAUGGCGUCGUUUGUUCGAGAAGUUCUCAACCACAAAAACUACCGCGCCGUGGACGGCGUCAAAGCCAAGCUUGAAGAGUUGCUUCUUGCGGAGAAACGGAAACACCCGCAAAGAAUUCCUUACUUCAUGAGUACUACAAAAGACUUCCCUGGGAAGUUUUUCUUGGGGUAUCUUCCUCGUGUUAAGGCCCGUGUGGAGUACGUCAGUGUGACACCGGAUGGGUUCCGAUAUCGGGGCAGAGUACAUGCUACUUUAAAUGGUUUGUUCCGGUGGUUCAAGGAACACUUUAGAGACCCAAUACCUGGUAGGUGUUAAUUUUAAUCUUAGAAUUGACUGAACCCACAUACGGGACCUCCUGUCAAAAGGUUAUAGUUAGAACUUCUCGUUAACUACUUGCUCUAGCGAGCGACCGCAACAAAUUUUGUUGUGACGUUUUUUAGUUUUCCAUUGUUUUGACGGUCUUUUGAGUGACGAAUUGCUACUUAGAGUAUACGAAGAAAUUCUAGUAACAACAUAAAACUACGCAAAUCGUAACUUGGAAAUUGCAUGCAAUUUAUUCUCUUCCAAAAGGGGUGUGUCCUCGGACCUCUCUGUCGAAAAGACCUUCUCUACAGUAGUUCGACUCUAGUAAGCGACCACUAAAUCUUUGUGCUCACUUUCGGGAGGUUAGAUUGUAUAUCAAGCGUUAUCUCGAUUAACGAGACAGUAGUGCCGCCAAAAUUUUGCGGGCGACAAGGGGGGCCCGCAAUCCUAAUCUCGAGGUUGUUAUUACGCAUGCGUCGCAUGUAUGUAGCCAGCAUUCGUUUGGACUUCCACUAAGAAUGAAUUGAAUGCACACAACGCAAUUUGAUCACGCGCGUUUUGACCUUCUGCCCCUCGCAAUCUGAUCACGUGCGUUUUGACCAGCAGUCACGGGAAACUUACGCAGAACACAGCGAUGGAGCAAAAGCGCUUGGACCUUCGAUCGUUGUGGCCCGCUCUCCCUAACCUUUGGUUAUUACUAGGCCUAACUGACCUACAGGGGUCUGUGACACUCAAUCACCGACGGCAGAAACAUCGUUUUUCCCAGAUAUCUCGACAGUGAAGUAUGAGUUAACCCCUUUAAUCCUAGACCAUGUUAUGGGGAGAAGAUCUAUCUCUCGAACUUUUAGAUAUGUGGUCGAAGACCUGUGGUGUUACCAUUCAAAUGAAACUUCAUUGGCGGACGUUUUACGUUGUACUAUCAGUUUCGUCAAAUUUUACAAAUAGAAAUUUUGCUUUCUUUGUGAAUUUUUACCACUCUUAGAAGUUAAAGGACUGUUGACGCUGCACGUGUACAGUGUUGAAUCUUCGUAAAAUUACCUCGUUUACCAUAGACAAAGAUACAUCCCUUAACAUGGAGUAACAAUAUGCUUUAUAUUAUUAUUUCCAGGUACUCCUCGUCAUCGUGGGAUGCCCAUGUCAGAGAGCAAUACCCCCUACACACCGGGGGGUACCCCAUCGAUUAACACCGACGUUGACCCCUCCCGACUGUUACCCCAACUUCAACAGCACUUCCCCAGGGGAAUCAAUGAUCCUAAAGUGUACUCAGCUCUUGCGGCGGUUGCUAGGCAACAACAGCAUGAAACGCAAGCGAAGGCAACGCCUACUCAGCUUACGCCUGCACAGUGGGGCGCGGUCGCUGCCCAGCACAUACAGCGGCAAAACAAACAGCGCAGUCAACUCCAACAAACGCCGACGCAGCAGACACCUUCAAACCAAACUCCGAGUCAACAGGGAUACCAACAAUAUCCACAGUACGGGUACUAUCAGCAACAUCAGGAUCAAUCGCAAACUCCUACUCCUACCUAUGGUUACCAGCAAACGUAUUCAGGACGCAAGUCAACUCCAAAAGAAGGCAACAAGAGCCGGUAA
This is a messenger RNA of Porites evermanni, 36517 nucleotides long. Lineage: Eukaryota; Metazoa; Cnidaria; Anthozoa; Scleractinia; Poritidae. The record is from the annotation of a GenBank genome assembly.